Molecule: messenger RNA, 1071 nt
Organism: Acomys russatus (golden spiny mouse)
Lineage: Eukaryota; Metazoa; Chordata; Mammalia; Rodentia; Muridae
Gene: Swsap1
Product: SWIM-type zinc finger 7 associated protein 1
Exons: 2
Coding region: 1-837 (278 amino acids)
Biological process (GO): double-strand break repair via homologous recombination
Cellular component (GO): Shu complex
Molecular function (GO): single-stranded DNA binding
Source: RefSeq, a predicted model, not a curated record
AUGGCGGAGGCGCUGAGGCGCGUGCUGGACGCGGGCCGCGCGUGCGGGGCCGGGGAGGAUGGCGCCGCCGGGCCUCCGUUGUUGCUGCUCGGGACUCCGCGCUCCGCGCAGACGUCGCUGCUGUUUGCGGCUGCCCUCGAGGCGGCAGGGGAAGGCCGCGGGCCCGUCCUCUUCCUGACACGAAGGCCGCUUCAGAGCCUGCCGCUCAGUACACCCGCGGCGCGGGACCACUGGCGGCUCCAGAAGGUUCGAUUCCAGUACCCAUCCUCAAUUCAAGAGCUUCUUCACUUGCUAGCCUCUGCCCAUGAGGCCCCCGGGCCCGCACUAUCCCUUCUACUCCUGGACGGCCUGGAUGAAUACCUAACAGAAGAUCUGGGUGCCCAGGAAGCUGCCUACGUGGCUGCAUUGCUUCUAGAUACUGCUGCAUACUUCAGCCACCGUCUUGGAGCCAGUGGCAGCUGCGGGCUUGUGGUGGCCCUUGAGACCCAAAAAGAAGCUGAUGGGGAUGUCCCUCAUCUGACAUUACUUCAGCGGUAUUUUCCUGCACAGUGCUGGCUGACGCCAGAUGCCCUAGGCUUGGGACAGCACCACUGCCUUCGAGCCAGCCUGGACUUGGGUAAGCCGAGCCUCAGGACAGAGUGGUCAGUGACUUUUUUAUCCCGUGGAGAGAUGAAGAUCGGCCCAUGGCCAUACCAGGCUUCUAAGCCCAGCUCUGAUAAAAAAGGUCCAAGUGCUGGAAGCCAGCCUGCAGCGUUGGUGGGUGACAACCUCUCUGGUCCUCAGUUUCCCUUGGAUGGAAUACUAACUUCAGGGACAGGUGUAGACUCAAAUUCUUGAAAAAUGGAGGUUUUCUGUUUAUCACCUGGCAUCGUUGGGGGCUGGUAAGAUGACUCAGUAGGCAUUGGCAACAGGCAGGAUGACCUCACUUUGAUUCCUGCGACUAAUGUGGUAGGAAUGUAGACAGUUGUCCUCUGGGGGCUGGAGAGAUGGCUCAGAGGUUAAGAGCAUUGUCUCCUUUUCCAGAGGUCCUGAGUUCAAUUCCUAGCAACCACAUGAUGCCUCACAACUAUU